AACUAAAUACAAAUAAAAUUCUUCUAUUUCAGAACUGGGUAAAGAUGCAAAGAAAAAUACUAGACAGCCAUUUUCAUAUUUUUGAUUUAGAGGUUCGAGCAAAAUAUCCAAAUCAGAAUGCAUCUAUGGGAUUUCCUUCCAGCGAGCAGGAGAGAAUUAAUAGAACGCAUUCAGCUGAAGAAGCAGAGAAAACUCUUACAGCAGCUAAUAUACAUGAAGGUGUUUUUGUACAAUGCUACAAUAACUGUCCUGAGGAGAUAGAUUGGGUUUUCAAUCAAUUCAAGGAUAAGACGUUUGUUAAGGGAGUGGUUGGAGGUUUAGAUCCAUUAAACCAAGAACAGAUUCUUCAAAUUAUCACAAAGUAUUCAGGGAGCUUGGCGCCUAAGUUUGUUGGAAUACGACAUUUGAUUGGAUUUGAAGAUGAUGACUACCUAGCUAGAGAAGAUGUCCAUAAAGGACUUCAGAUAAUAGCGGAUCAUGGUCUUACUUUUGAUAUUCAAAGUUAUCCUCAAACUAUCAAACAUAUUCAAACUGUAGCAAAACAAGUCCCCAAGCUGAAAAUGGUGAUUGAUCAUAUCGGGAAACCUUUCUACGACGAGCCUUCAACCUUCAGUGCAUGGUGUGAGGAUAUAAGAAGUGCUGCGAAGUAUCCAAAUGUUUACUGUAAAUUAAGUGGAUUAAUUAACGAAGUCCCAAAUUGGAAUCUUGAUGUGUUUCAACCUUACAUAGAUCAUCUAAUCAAGGAGUUUGGUGUAAAAAGAUGCAUGUUUGGAAGUGAUUGGCCUGUAUGUAUGCUUGCUUCACCAGAAAUCGAAUACAGAGACGUGAUAGCUCUUCUCGAGGAUUUAUUGAAAAAUCUAACAAACGAAGAAAAAGACGACAUUUUCUACAACAACGCAAAGAGGUUCUAUGGGCUGUAAAAAAUGUUUUUUAAAAGUUAGGACACCCUGUUUUAAACAUGUAAAUAUACUUAAACAGAUAAUAAA
Messenger RNA from Eurytemora carolleeae, 986 nucleotides. RefSeq lists its product as uncharacterized. The record is from RefSeq and is a predicted model, not a curated record. The transcript is spliced from 13 exons. Lineage: Eukaryota; Metazoa; Arthropoda; Copepoda; Calanoida; Temoridae. The coding region runs from base 45 to 920 and encodes 291 amino acids. Gene Ontology annotation, molecular function: hydrolase activity.